UCUGCUCCGCAAGAUAAACCGACGGCCGUCGUCAGCGCUGGAUUUAUUUUUUGUAGAAUCUCCCAGUUUCGCCCCGCCCGCCCCGCCCGCAGGUCCGUGGCCAAAGCAAUCCGUGGUGGGGGGACGCUGCUAGCAGUUUCAUCUAAAAAAUCAAACUAAAAUCGAGCGUCAAGAGCUCCCAAUCCUCUUCAUCCUCCCCUUCUCAUUCUCCUUCUUCCCUACGGCGGCAGACGAUGUAGACUCGAAGAGACAAAACGAUUAAGAGUGUCACGCAUGCAUUCGUUGAGUGGGCUCAGCGCAGAAGCAUCCGCGUCAGAGUUUGUGUAUUGCCCGCGGGUGUUCUUCUCCUCCUGCUGCUGCUUCGUCUUUGUGGAUCCCUUGCGCGCAUCAUUGCGUCGUGAUAUAUACAUACAGUAGGGUUGUGCUCGCUCCUGGAUGAGCGCAGUCAGUACGCUGCUGCUGCUGCUGUUGUUGUUGGGAGAGCUGAAUAAGUUUCCGUUUGUGUAUCGAGUAUGCGCAUAAUGAGUUAAGCUCCAGCAAUGAUUUAAGACAAAAACAACAACUACCACUACCACUACAGCAGCAGCAGCGCGGAUGAAUCUCCGAGCCACGCCACGAAGAGCUCCGACUGCACUCCCGCAAACUGUCGCCCGAUGCAACGCACUGCGAGAAAACUAAAACUCGGGAUCGCAAUGACCAAGCUGGUCACCAUGCGCGUGAUCCAUGGCCACAAGAGGAUGCUGUUCCCCGUAUUGCUGCUUGUUCUGGCCAUGGCCGUCCUGGUGGUGCUCAUCCUUGGCUCCGCCCCCCCACUGCUUUUGCCCCGCCCCCUCAUGGCCUCCUUGACUCCGCCACCCCGUGGCCUCCUCAGCCCUGCCCCGAUGGGGGGGCACGCUCGAGCUGAUGUGCGGCUACACAAGGUGGGCACAUCGCGCGUCUUCGCCUUCUCGGCGUAUCUGGACACGCGCGACGAUGGGCAGCCCCUGCUCCGUGUCUUCGCCCUCGCUCCCCGUGGCCCGCCGUGGCCGUGGCCAUGGCAGUGGUCAUGGCCAUGGUGGUGGCCGCAGUGGUGGCGGCGGUCGUGUGAGAAGGCGAGCUGCAGGAUGUUCUACGGUGAUGCUGAGCCCAGGCGCGCCCUCUGCGUGGCCGCCACACCAAAAAUGCUGAGCAACCAUUACAACUUUGAGUUCGCAGUCUUCAACUUCCUGUGCCGUGUGCCCAAGGGGGAGGCCCUCCCGAGCCAUGUGGCGUUGGUGAUGGACGAGGAAGGUGGCGCCUCGUCUCCUUCCUCCACCUUCUCUUCGGUGCUGAUGCCGGUGCAGAACCGGGAGCCCUCCCCGCCUCGGCACCACUUUGGGGUCUGCCUCCCCACCCUCUUCGGCGGCUUCAGCGAUUCGCUGCUCCUCGUGCAGAAUAUGGAGUUAUACCGCCUGUUGGGCGCCGGCUUCGUCACCGUCUACAACACGAGCGUGAGCCCGCAGGUGGACGCGCUGCUGCGGCACUACACACGCUCGGGCUUCAUGGACGUGCAGCAGUGGCCAAUCACCGACUUCCUGAAACCGUCCACUGGCUGGGACAUCAAUGUGAACCCGGGUGACCUGCAAUACUACGGGCAGAUCGCCACCCUGAACGACUGCCUGUACAGGAACAUGUACCGGGCGCGGUACUUGGCCAUGCAUGACCUGGAUGAGAUCAUCAUCCCCAGGGACUGGCCCAACUGGCUCAAAAUGAUGGAGGCCCUGGCAGAGCACGGUGUGUCCGCCUACUACUUCCGCAUGCACAACUUCCCGGUGGCAGAGACGGCGACGCGGGUCUCAAGCUCGGGCCUUCGGGUGAAUGGCACCAACAUCCUGGACCACGUGGACAAGGUGAUGUACCCACCCGGCGACGUGGCCUCCAAGGUGCUGCUGCAGCCCCGUGGCAUCGAGUUCCACGACGUGCACCGCGUGCUGGCGUUCAGGCCGGGCCACGGUCUCAGGCGGGUGCCGGACUCGCAGGCCACGGUGCAGCACUACAAGCGCUGGCGGAAGGAGUGGGACUUCCCAAGCCAUGCUGAGCUCACACGUGACAUGAACCUGCUCAGAUACGCGGGGGACAUCGAGCGUGCCGUGAGGCGCACCCUCGAUGCCAUCGAUGAUGACCGCUCUGCUGAGCUGAGCUAAGAGAGGUUCCCCCACCAACACCAUGGGCCCUGCCUGCGGCCUUUGUUGGGGGACCUGCGUUGUGUUCAUGAUGCUGUUGAGAUGCAGGUGGGGGGGAACCUCUGUGCUGAGGUUCGAAUCGGACUCUAAACACCCUUUUGGUGUGUGCUAAAGAGUUGUCACUAAACUGUACGUGACUGCACUAGUUUGGGUAUGAGAGAGGGAUCUUUACAGAGAGCACUCGGGUCACAUUUGUCACUUGUAAGGGAAUCUUUAUUUACACCAUUGCCGCUCCUGUCUCCUUCCGUGUCCCCCCUCUUGGCCUGUUUGUUCCCAAUCUUCUGUCUGUCUCUCAAUUCUAUUUUUUAGUCCUCCCUCCUUGCACUGCUCCACUCGAAUAAACUUCCCCUGUACAUUAAGCAGAGACACUAUUCUUAACCCCCUUCCGUUCCUCUCUUAUAGGCUCGCCGCUUCUCCAUCGCUCAUUCCCUUCAUCUUCUUCACUCCCCACGCCCCUGCACUCCUUCCCAUCCCUCCCCUAUACCCCUUUUGUGAUCCCCAAGUACCCCUCUUUGGCUGUCACUCAUUACUCAAUCCUUGUAGCACGCCCGCUGUCAAAUACAUCAUUCCAUUCUGUGAUCGAUUUGUAAACUACAGUAGUUCCUCGAUUAAUUGUUUUUCGCCUCCCAUAGGGCCCUCAUAGUUUCCACUAACGUUACAAAUUUUUAUAUAAUGGUAUGUUUACGUUUUGCAUGCAGGCACCAAUUUCGGCCAAUCCGAGCGCUCGCAAGUGAGAUUGAGCCAUGCUCUCACCCAAUCAGUGACACCCAUUUAUGAGCGUUUAGACCUCGACUGGCUUUGUUCACAUUACGUUCUCUGUUUUGGCAGUGGAAACAGCUCUAGCAGACGCAGUGAUUUUUUUUUCAAUUUUUCAGCUCAUAAGUGAAUUCGAUGAACAGUUAUUUGGUUAACAGUAGUUUUCGUGGAACAGAUUGAAAACGUUAACCGAGAGACGACUGUAUAUCAAUGCUUUGAGUGAAAGCGCUCUAUGUAAAUAUAAAUUAGGUUAGGUGAAUGCAUGUGAAUAUAAAAAAAACCCGGGUUUGGCUCACAGCGAGCGGGAACAGAGACCUCGAACACUCGUGCAGGUGGAAGCUUGUUGCCUGUAGUCAUGGAAACAGAUUGUUUGAGCCAUCACGCCUGCCAGUGACAUUGUCGUGUGGACGUUUGUCGAAGACUCAACCUGACGACUUUGCAGCGACAACAGCAGCAGUAUCAUUAUUGUUGUGUUCAUUCAAUCUAAACGAGCUUUGAAUGAUGCAGAGUAAACAUCAAGGGAACUUUGCGUGGGUAUAAUGUAACUCUGUUGGGUCGCGGCAUGCUUGGAAAGUUACACUGUAAGUUAUGUUGAGUUGGUAAGCAGUCUCAUGCAGACUUUGUGAGUUUCAGAUCAUCCCCGCCAAGUCACUGAUGCCAACCACACCUCGUUAUCGCUUCCUUGUGCAAGACAUGGUGGUGAGAUGCACAUUCUUCCCAUGGCUGCGUGGAUUUUUCCACGGGCGCCCCGUUUUUUCCCCUCUACAAUUAGAAACGUGCAUUUAGAUUAUUCGGCUGCCAUAAAUUCCCACGUGAUGAUAUGUGACUUUGUUGCGCUAUCAUUUGGGAUAUGUAGGUCGCUUUUGAAAAUUAGUUAUAGCUCAGUGGGCCUUAGCUGGUAAAAUAUAGAUAUUGUUUUAAGGAGUUUAUUGUGAUAAUUUUUUUGUUGUAUGUGCUUUUUCGUUUUUUUUACAUUUCUUAAUUUGUUUAUUUUUAGAUUUUGCUUGGUAGUAGUAGGGGUUUAAUUUGCUCAGUAUGUUGUUUUUUUUUCACGCUGUACGUAGAUAAUAUUAAGCAGUUGGUGAGAUAUUAACUACCUUGCCUGGUAUGCAGGAGGUCGUGGGUUCAAUCCCACUCAUAACGCCUGCUGUAUAUUUGGAUUUUAAAUGUUCUCCCCGUGGUCGUGUGGAUUGUUCUCUGGGUCCUCCGAUUUUUAGCCUUCAAAUUUUUGAAUCAACAUAUGUUUAGUAGUAUUUCGCUACUAUAUUUUUUCACGUGAUGAUAAGCCACUUUCGUUGAGAUAUAAUUUGUGACCAUGUUUCUGAAAAAGAGUUACGUAAUUCAGUGGGGCCUUACCAAGUAAAAUAAAAUAGGGAAACACGUUUAAACUGCUCUAGUCAGCACAUUUACCACUUAGCAAUAGCAUCACUGUUGCCUUAGGUGUCCAAUCCGAGUACCCUUUAGGUACGGUGAUUAAAGCACCCUGAAUGCUCCCAAUCAAGUUGGAUCUCAGGAGCUAGGCACUAAAUGAGUAUUGGGACAGGUGACCACGAGUUCAAUCCAGGUGUUGUAAGGCAAUGGGCUGUUAGAUAUAAAGGUGCCAGGAGCUGGCACAUCACAGCAAUGUACGUGGGCCACAGACAUGCUGGAAAAAGCAAAACAUCCUGAAACCUUAUGUUAUAUAUGUGUAGAGCGCCUUAUUCCAAGGUGCUUUACGAUUGUAAAAUUAUAUUUGAGAUGACAGCCGUUGAAAUAAAGAGUUGAGGAUUGUUAUUAAAAGUGGUGGUGUAGUAAUAGUGACAGCGGGAGUUGUUAAGGAGGGGUAGUGGUAGGGGUUGGGGAGGUGAUAGGGGGUUGGGGUGGUGAUAGGGGUAGUGAUAGGGCGAGGGGUAGUUAUAGAGGUUGAGAUAGUGAUUGGGGUUGGAUCAACGACAGGGGUUACAGGUGUGAUAGGGGUCCAUUAUAGAGGUUUUGGGUUUAAUCAUGUAAAUAUAAAUGCGUUGUUAAACCCGCCACCACCUGAAAUAGCCAAUUAGUAAGAUUUGUCGUGUAAAAAAAACAUCAAUUCUUUACUAGUACAGCACACCGGUGUGUUGGAGAGUAAACCCGCAACAUUUAGAAUUCGAGUGUACAGUGAUGUUUCGCCAGUAAUUACAACUCGCAUCAUCUGGCGUGCUCAGUGAUAAUAACACUUUCGUACUCCCGUACAGAAGACUCGGCCCACUAUAGUGGAUAGCAGAGCCAUGCCAAUCAAAAUCAAUUAAACUCUGCCCACUGUUGUAGAGAUAUGCAACUACUGUACUAAAGAGCGAUCACGUGGAUUUCGGAUUAACUGGAGCAUAUAUUUACUCGGUUAAAGCACGUGACUUGUAAUAAACAAGAAUAACAAUGUAUAACUGUUUUAGAUAAUUAAUUUUGGCUUAAGGGACAAUCCAUGAGUUAAGUUAUGUCAAAAUCUCAGGUGUGUGGUUAUUACCGUACGUUUAGCCAGGUAAGAACUCACGAGACCAGGAAAGAGUCUCAAGGGCCACCUGAAAGUAACCUCACUGCAGAAAUAUAGACUGAGGGCAUCACUAAUACCCGGAUUGCGAGCGCAGCAGCUCCAACCUCGUCUCCCACCUCUGCAUUGCAGGAGUAUAGUAGAAUGAACUCAAGAGUACAGUACAUAAUACCGAUGUUAUUAUAAUUUUUUUAAUAUCUGUGAAACAAUGUUUACCAUCUGUAUUAUUAUUAUCGUCACUAUUACCUAUACCCCAAUGAAAAACUCAUAUCUCAUAUGAAAGAAAUAACGCUGUCGAGAAUGCAACCCCAUAUGUACGAUGGUACUAGCGCCUAGUCGGUGGCGGUUAUCACCAACAACGUUGCACGCACAUCGACCCUUACAAAUGUAAGGAAUAACGUCGGAUAAGGAUAAACAGUUAUCAUGUGUUGUAGGUUUGCACAGCUUCUGUGUUUCUUCAGUGAGUAAAUGUUCCUUUUUGGUGUAAUAAUUCCAUUAAUUGACCACGAAUUAAAAUUGACCUCCGCUUUCUGAGGGGAAAUGAUUCCUUAUUAAACACACUUUUGUAAAUAAACGUUUCUCACAAAUAAAACACUCUUUGUGAUUUCUCCCAAGUUUAUUCAAUGUAUUUAUUUACCACAGCAGAUCGAUGUCUAAGUUUGGCAACAUUUUAACAACGCAUCACUUCGCUCCACAGCACUCCUCCAAACCACCAUCAAAAACCGAACACGAAACCACGCGGGUUUGGACUGAGCUUUGUCAUCGACAGCACAACGCCUCUGAAAGAAACCUCCACUGAAGCGAUGCGUACAUUCGACUCCAAAGACAAAGAACUCCCCGUAUAGGCUGAACAUACGGUUGGGGCAAGUGCUGUUAGCGACACCACGCCCAGCCGCCGUUGUCUCCCCCAGGGGUAAUGUUCACACACCACA
Petromyzon marinus (sea lamprey) is the source of this 6389-nucleotide messenger RNA. RefSeq lists its product as uncharacterized. The record is from RefSeq and is a predicted model, not a curated record. Gene Ontology annotation, cellular component: cytoplasm. Lineage: Eukaryota; Metazoa; Chordata; Hyperoartia; Petromyzontiformes; Petromyzontidae. Gene Ontology annotation, molecular function: glycosyltransferase activity.